AUGGAAGAAAAUCAAUUUAAAAUUACUGACGCGAACCCAACGGGCCAAAAAGUAAAGGCAGCUAAGCGUGUAGCUGAUUCGGGAGAGUCGUCGCUUUACGAGAUCCACCAUCCAUGGAACAAGCUCCAGGACAUCUUCGCGCAGCUCGGGAGCCAAUCCACGAUCGAGCUCCCUCAGGUCGCCGUCGUCGGAAGCCAGAGCAGCGGCAAGUCAAGUGUCCUCGAGGCGCUCGUGGGCCGCGAUUUCCUCCCCAGGGGUUCCGACAUCUGCACGCGCCGCCCUCUCGUUCUCCAGCUCCUCCAGACCAAGCGCAGCGCCGACGGGACCGACGACGAGUACGGCGAGUUCCUCCACUUGCCUGGCAAGCGCUUCUACGAUUUCUCCGAUAUUCGGAGGGAAAUUCAGGCUGAGACAGAUAGGGAAGCGGGAGGAAAUAAAGGUGUAUCAGACAAGCAAAUUCGCUUGAAGAUAUUUUCACCAAAUGUUCUAGACAUCACGCUGGUGGAUCUGCCUGGUAUAACAAAAGUUCCUGUUGGUGACCAGCCGUCUGAUAUUGAAGCAAGAAUUAGAACGAUGAUCAUGUCUUAUAUCAAAGUCCCUAGCUGUUUAAUUUUGGCUGUUACACCAGCAAAUUCUGAUUUAGCAAACUCAGAUGCUCUUCAGAUUGCAGGAAAUGCCGAUCCUGAUGGUUUGAGAACUAUAGGAGUAAUCACAAAGUUGGAUAUAAUGGACAGAGGUACUGAUGCCCGCAAUUUGUUGCUUGGAAAAGUGAUUCCUCUGAAACUUGGUUAUGUGGGGGUUGUAAAUCGUAGUCAGGAGGAUAUUAUGCUCAACAGGGGUAUUAAGGACGCACUUAUAGCUGAAGAAAAGUUUUUCCGCAGCCGUCCUGUAUACAAUGGGCUAGCUGAUCGUUGUGGUGUCCCUCAAUUAGCCAAGAAAUUGAACCAGAUUUUAGUGCAACAUAUUAAGGCAGUACUCCCCGGCCUCAAGUCACGUAUUAGCUCUGCAUUGGUUUCUGUUGCUAAAGAGCAUGCCAGUUAUGGAGAAAUAACCGAAAAUAAGGCUGCUCAGGGAGCUCUUCUCCUGAACAUUCUUUCCAAGUAUUCUGAAGCAUUUUCUUCGAUGGUGGAGGGGAAAAACGAAGAGAUGUCAACAUCUGAGCUGUCGGGUGGAGCAAGAAUUCACUAUAUAUUUCAGUCAAUUUUUGUUAAAAGUUUAGAGGAGGUGGAUCCAUGUGAGGACUUGACAGAUGAUGACAUUCGAACUGCCAUUCAGAAUGCAACUGGCCCUAAGUCUGCAUUGUUUGUGCCAGAAGUUCCUUUUGAGGUUCUUAUUAGGAGGCAAAUCGCUCGUCUCUUAGACCCAAGUCUUCAGUGUGCUAGGUUUAUAUAUGACGAGUUGAUAAAGAUUAGUCAUCACUGCCUAGUGAAUGAGUUGCAGCGCUUCCCUGUUUUGAGAAAGCGGAUGGACGAAGUUAUAGGAAACUUCUUGCGAGAAGGUCUAGAGCCUUCGGAGACAAUGAUUGGACACAUAAUUGAGAUGGAGAUGGACUACAUAAACACUUCACAUCCAAACUUUGUUGGUGGGAGUAAGGCUGUCGAGAUUGCCUUGCAACAAGUCAAGUCCUCUCGUGUUCCUCUGGCUAUCUCGAGGCAGAAGGAUGCUGUGGAACCUGAUAAGGCUCCAACAUCUGAAAGAAGUCUGAAAUCUCGAGCAAUUCUUGCCAGACAAGUAAAUGGAAUUGUGGCUGAUCAGGGUGUUCGGCCUGUCCCUGAUGGUGAAAAAGUUGCAUCAUCUGGAAGCACUAGCAGUUCGAAUUGGGGGAUUUCUUCGAUUUUUGGUGGAGGUGAGAGCCGCACAACUGUUAAAGAGAGCCCAAUGAACAAAACUUACAAUGAACCUAUUCACACCAUGGACCAAGCCUUCUCUAUGAUACAAUUAAGGGAGCCCCCAACCGUCUUGAGGCCUUCAGAAAACCAUUCAGAGCAGGAGUCUAUCGAAAUUGCAGUCACCAAACUGCUCUUGAGAUCAUACUACGACAUCGUUAGAAAGAAUAUAGAAGACUCCGUACCUAAAGCAAUCAUGCAUUUCUUGGUAAACCAUACAAAGCGUGAGCUGCACAAUGUCUUCAUUAAAAAGCUUUACAGAGAGAAUCUGCUUGAAGAAAUGCUGGCAGAACCUGAAGAGAUAGCAUCUAAGAGAAAACGCACUCGCGAUACACUCCGGGUUCUUCAGCAGGCUUUUCGGACGUUGGAUGAGUUGCCUUUGGAAGCCGAAUCAGUUGAAAAGGGUUACAGCUUGGGAGGUGAUGCAACAGGGUUGCCGAAGAUCCAUGGACUACCUACAUCAUCAAUGUAUUCUACUAGCAGUUCUAAUGAUUCUUAUACAGCAUCUCCUAAGAACCCAAAGUCCCGAAAGUCAUCUCACUCCGGGGAGCUUCACUCACCCUUUUAUGGUGUUGCAGAUUCUAAUGGCGGUGGACGCAAUUACAUGACAGGUCUCUAUCCAUCUGUUGAUCCAUAAGCCACUGAAUGCAUAGCCAGGAAGCCCUGCGUGACAGCAUUAAGCAUUACAUUUAUUCAAUUGCUCUUUGCAGCUUAGGAGGUGAUUCGAAUCUCGCUAUUCUGAGUGGUUUGUUGGGAAGUUAAUAUAUUCUUCCAACUAGAUUUGUGCAAGGCAAGAAUCAAGAUAGUUGUUUCUCUUCCUUUUGUUCCUUCCAUAUAAUAGAGGCCGAUUAUUAUAUUUUUUAACUAGGCUCCGAGAAGAAUAACAGGGAGCAGAUAACCCCUUCCUCUUUAUCUUAUCAUGUCUUCUCAAAAACAGAUGCUCUUCAGAUGCAAUAUUUUUUGAAUUUUUUUUCCCCUGCCCUGAUUGUUAAGGGCUCAAUUUGUUUUGUGUUCAGCUAUUAUGCAAAGCAGCAAAGAGUACCAAAGUGUGCCUUUGUCGAAUUUUACGAUAAA
This is a messenger RNA of Morus notabilis, 2960 nucleotides long. Its product is annotated as dynamin-related protein 3A. Gene Ontology annotation, molecular function: GTP binding; GTPase activity; microtubule binding. The record is from RefSeq and is a predicted model, not a curated record. NCBI's taxonomy places the organism in Eukaryota, Viridiplantae, Streptophyta, Magnoliopsida, Rosales, Moraceae. Gene Ontology annotation, cellular component: membrane; mitochondrion; microtubule. The coding region runs from base 1 to 2523 and encodes 840 amino acids. The transcript is spliced from 21 exons. Gene Ontology annotation, biological process: mitochondrial fission; peroxisome fission.